Molecule: messenger RNA, 1490 nt
Organism: Pisolithus orientalis
Lineage: Eukaryota; Fungi; Basidiomycota; Agaricomycetes; Boletales; Pisolithaceae
Product: Phophatidylserine decarboxylase-domain-containing protein
Exons: 3
Coding region: 153-1448 (431 amino acids)
Biological process (GO): phosphatidylethanolamine biosynthetic process
Cellular component (GO): mitochondrion
Molecular function (GO): phosphatidylserine decarboxylase activity
Source: RefSeq, a predicted model, not a curated record
AAAAAAUUGGCGUUGCCUUCCCGUCAUACAGCACUAGCGUGCCGUUCGGACCCUCCAGAUCUUGCACGUGCACUUGUUGGUCUUCAGCGAGUGACCGUACUACAUAAAUUCAGUGGAAAGGUGGUUAGGCUUCCUCAAAGCAUUCAGAAACCAUGUCACCUAGCGCAUACGUUCCGGACCAUAUCGGUAGAUGGGUUGUGCGCAAGCCAGCCAUCCUUGAUGGCUGGACUUAUAAUCAGCUCACUUUACCUCGUGCUCAACUACCCGCCGACAAGAAGUGUUUCAAUGUUCGGCCACUCGCUCCAGUCAUCCAGGAGUUCCAGCAGCUCAUAGAGGAUGACCCGGAACUCUUCAUGUACUUCCACACGAUGUUUGAUGAAGUCCGCCGACCAAACGGUGACCUAGAUCAUGUUAACGAUUAUAAGGAGUUAAUGAAGACCCUCGACCGUAUCAUCACUCAGGCGCCCAAAUUCGGCGGUGCCAAUAACCUUGUCAUGGGUGUUCCCAUGUAUGCUGUCCUCGCUCCGUUUUGCAACACUCCAUCUGGUUACAACAUCUUCACCAAUCCAAAAGUGAACGCCCAACUUCACAAAAUCUUCGACGUCUGGGCUGCAUUCCUCGUCUCUCCCGAAUCUCGUUACGUUCUUACUACGAACGAGCAAUGCUGGUUUAGCCCCAUUGCCAUAGACGUCAUGUCGGAGAGACUUGGGACGAGUUUCUAUGAUGCGUGGGUUUGCAGAGACAGCAACCCUCGGAAUCACUACGGCUUCACGUCCUGGGACGAUUUUUUUACCAGACGUUUCCGGCCUCACAUGCGCCGAGUCAUCGAUCCUGAUAAUUCGAAUCUAAUCACUGCCGCAUGCGAGGCACACGUUCACACGAUCCAGUCCAACGUUCGAGCCGUGGACAAGUUUUGGAUCAAGGGGAAUUCGUACUCGCUCUCCCACAUGUUUAACCACGACCCCUUUACACCGCUGUUCGUAGGCGGCACGGUUUAUCAGGGAAUUUUAAGUUCUCUCGAUUAUCAUCGUUGGCACAGUCCCGUGGAUGGAAUAGUUCGGAACACUCGCCUCAUCCCGGGCAUGUAUUAUGCCGCACGUUUGGACAAUGACCCCGAUCCAGACGUCGUCUCUCGCUCCCAAGACUUUGUAACGGCGAUCGCUGCGCGUGCUUUGAUCUUCAUCGAAUCGGACAAUCCAGUGAUUGGACUGAUGUGCUUCGUCGCGGUUGGGCUCGGGGAAGUAUCUACGUGCGCGGUUACGGUGAAGGAGGGAGACAGACUGAAGAAGGGGGAUGAGCUUGGGUCAUUCCAUUUCGGUGGCUCCACGCACUGUCUCGUCUUUCGCCCACAGACGCCUUUGAAACCGUUCCCUCAUCUACAGCCGGGGACUGUGCAUAACGUUAACAGUAAUAUUUUCUACAUCGAAAACGGAACUGAGAUGGACUAACCACAUAACUCUCGCAACGUGGACGAUUUUUUAUCUAUCCAU